Messenger RNA from Coffea eugenioides, 1030 nucleotides. RefSeq lists its product as uncharacterized. The transcript has a single exon. The record is from RefSeq and is a predicted model, not a curated record. NCBI's taxonomy places the organism in Eukaryota, Viridiplantae, Streptophyta, Magnoliopsida, Gentianales, Rubiaceae. The coding region runs from base 279 to 977 and encodes 232 amino acids.
GCAUUAAUUCUAGUACAUUCCAAUGACUUCACAUCCCAACUAACACUACAAUAAUUGGAAGAAGUCAGGAGAAUACCUUUGCUAUUAUAUUAUAUGUUAGAUGAGACAAACGAGGGCUUAAUUUAUUAUUAGCCACUCAUGAGAUUCUAAUAAUAGUCCACAAAUAAUUGAGCAAUAUGCAGCUAUUGUAGCUAUAUACUUCAAAGCUUGGGAAGAAAUACUAAGAAGUUUUCUCUGUCUCCCAGUGUUUUGGCAUUUUAUCCACAGAAGAGAUCACUAUGGCCGCUGAAGAAAUUCUGGAGCUCUUUGAUUCUUAUUGGUUUGAACAUGGAAUAUUUACUAGCAAACAUUGCUUAGCAUCUUCAACUAGCAAGCCUAUUCAUGAUCAAGAAGAUCAUGAGCUUGAAAAAUCAAAGCUUGCGGGCAUAGUAAACCUUCAAGUUCGUUCUCUAAGUGAUCACUGUGUCAGCUAUAAUACAGGCUUCAGCCCAGAUGCUGCAUCUCCUAAGUCAGCGAUUUCCACAGCAACACUACCAAAGAUACUCUCUGGAGUAGAAGUGAGUGAUUUCUCUGAAAGGAUUGAAGAGCAAGAAGAGAUUGAAACCACAACCACGAAAAAAUUCAGUAACAAGAGGAGAAGGAGUAGAGGUAAUAGCAGAAGCUUAUCAGAAUUAGAGUAUGAGGAGCUAAAAGGGUUCAUGGACUUGGGAUUUGUGUUCACAGAGGAAGAUAAGAGCUCAAGCUUGGCUUCAAUCAUACCGGGAUUGCAGAGAUGGGGAAAGCAAGGCAGCAAUGAACUAGUCCACGACAAGUAUGCAGUUUCAAGGCCUUAUCUUUCUGAAGCAUGGGGUGUUCUGAAUCAGAGGAAGGUAAAUAAACUACAAGUACGCUGGAGAUUUCCUGCUGUGGACAAUGAAAUCAACAUGAAAGACCAACUUAAAGCUUGGGCACAGACUGUUGCGUCAACUGUUAGAUAAGACAUGUUUCUUUGGAUCUUUUUCCACUUACAUUUGCUCUUGUCCAUUGGUUA